Messenger RNA from Fomitopsis serialis, 243 nucleotides. RefSeq lists its product as uncharacterized. Gene Ontology annotation, cellular component: cytoplasm. Bases 1 to 243 code for a protein of 80 amino acids. The record is from RefSeq and is a predicted model, not a curated record. The transcript has 4 exons. Lineage: Eukaryota; Fungi; Basidiomycota; Agaricomycetes; Polyporales; Fomitopsidaceae.
AUGGCCAACCCUGGAAACGUUGCCCGCGGCCUCAAGGCUGCUGUCUCCAACCCCAACAGCUCUGAGGAGGCCAAGGAGCGUGCCCAGGCUCGUCUCGAAGAGAUGGAGCAAAGCGGAGAGGCCAACAGCGCCGAGGCUCACAACGCCCAGGUUAGGCAGGGCCACAAGGCCGCCACGAACAACCCCAACGUCUCGGAGGGAGCUAAGCAGCAGUCGGCUCAGGCCGUCAGUGACUUCUCCUAA